CCGGUAGAGAUCGGUCCGUCGCCGCUGCACAGCAGUCUUGUCUCGUGAGCCUCUUACGAGAGACUUGAACGACCGGUGCCGCGCUACUCCAGUCCAGUCGGACGUCGUACGCCGUCAACGCGCGAGUUCUCACCGCCGUGAGUCUGUGGUGAUGUGUAGUAACUUAACGAUCAAACGAUCGAUUUUGCGCACGUUCAGCGAUGAAUUUUGACUGUCAUUUGCAGUGAAGAAGUGUUUUAUUUUUCGAAUCAGAUAAAGAUUUUUUUUUCAAAUCGAUUUUAUUUAAUUCCUAACGAUUCGUGAAAAUGGCUGAGUUCGAUGCGAACAACAAUAGUGCGCUGCCUUUACCGGAAAAAGCGCAGGAAAAAUACUCUCUACGACCGAGGGCUUCACUAAAACGUGAAGAACCCGACGAGGAUCACGAAGACAGUUGGAAACCAUCAACUCGCGGUCGAUCUACCAAACGGCGUCAGAAGCCUAAGCCUCUCAGCAGGUAUCGGAGGAAGACGGCUAACGCACGCGAGCGGAGCCGUAUGCGGGAGAUCAACGAAGCGUUCGAAGCGCUCCGCCGUGCCGUACCCCACCUGGCGGUUGACGCGCACAACGAGAAGCUGACCAAGAUCACCACACUCCGGCUAGCCAUGAAGUACAUUUCAGCGCUCAGCGGACUCUUGACCGCGGCGCCAAGCGCCCAGUCUUCGUCAUCUCCUAGUACUGCCGCCGAGGCCGCAGCUAUUGUCGCGGCCACGACCACCAUCUGUGGCGGAGGCAUAAGUGGCGGCGGAGGAGGACUCAUCGGAACAGCAGCGAUGUCGUCUUCUUCGGCGCCGCUACUGACUACCACCGACCACUUGGCCGCGCUUGGUUGCUGUCUGUCGCCUUCGACGUCUGACGAUGUGGACUCGCUGCUCAGCGAGUACGCGUCAGACUUACUUUGUGGCGGCGGCGGCGGCGGUAGCGAGUGCAGCUCCUCGGCUGCGUCCACUGUCGGAUUCCUCACAGACCACCACCAUCAUUCUGCCGCGUUCCUGCGUGACUUGCCGGGCGCGGCCGCGACCUAUUCGCUAUCUCCGUCGUCGUGCUCCACGUCGGCCACCGAUGUCGUCGGUUUCCCAUCGCCGCUUCUGUCCGCCGACUUCCCGGUGGACGUGGCCGCGGCGUUCAUGCCGUUCGCCGACCAUCCGCUGCCGCCAAUCGACUUCAACGGUGACCCGUACAUGUUCGAAGACAACUUCGCGUGCACCGAGUUUAGCUAGACCUCGAACUGUGUCGCGUUCGGGCGUCAUCAAGGUGCCAUAUAUUUACGACAUGCAUAUUAUUCGUAUUCUGAAUUAAAAUAAGAUCAUUUUGUACGUUUGCAAUUCUGCGCGAAAAAUGUGUAUUGAAUUUUUGUCCAUCGAAAAUAAUAUGUGAUAAUAUAUUUGAUGUUUUGACGUACUGUGCCUACGAGUAGCUGUUWGUAUAGUGUACGCGUUCGCUUACUCCCGGUCACGGCUGAUGUGCUCAGAUCGUCAAUUUAAUGCGUGUACAAAUGUUUUCUCUUCUAUUUUCUCUCAAAUGUUUUCAACUGUGAUAUACUGUUCCAUCGUACUACAUGGCCUGCGUCUGCAGUCGAUUUCGGCAACUCCACCGCUCCCCAUAAUCCGCCCGUAUUUCUUACCAGUAAAUCGGUUACACGCAUUGUAAUGACAUUAUGUGAUGUGCGUGUGCGCUCCCGAGUAAAUUAUUCUAUUUGUUUUAAAUGAAACGUGUACGUCUAUCCCAUUCGAUGAAUAAUAAUAAUAGUAAUAAAAAAAAACUGAUCUAACGUUUUUAAAUCYGACUGGUGAAACUGGUUAUUAUUUAUUCUAUAUAUAUAUAUAUAUUCCUUUCGGAUCCUUUCCUUGGCUCUCUUGUACAUAAUAUUUUACACUUUAUACACGUCCUGGAGGAACCAUAUAACAAUCUCUACGCAUAAUCGCGUUUUUUUUAAAUAUAUAAAAAAAAAACUAAAUACUACUUUACGAUUUGUCAUUGUUUUCACGUACGAUGAAAAAAAAAGAUAAACAGGUUUAUACGAUUAGGUUUUUCGACCGAUUUCGCGAUCGUCCUGAUUAUAGAUCGUUUUUUAUAAACAUUGCACAGGAAGCACCGCGAUGUUAUUGUGAUAUUAUAUCCGCGUAAUUUUUACAGCUGAUGAUUUAUAUUGACGGCCAAUCUGUCCUGAACUAUUAUAAGCAAAUAAACUCAUCCGACCUCCCGUUGAGUCUAAACAAAAUAACCGACGUACACGUAGACGUGUUUAAAUAUUGGCUUAGGAUAAUAUAUUUUGUUACAAUAUAUUCUCUGCACACAUACACACACACACACACACACACACACUGGCUAUGAUGUCUGACACCUUUUUAUUUUUUUUACCAUUUGUUAUGUGCAGCUUCAUGAUGACGUGCACACGUAGUAUAUAUAUUUGUUUUUGCGUCCUCUCGCGCAAGUACGGUGUGCACUCGACUUCCAUUAGUCCCAAUUUUCUGAAACUUGGAUAGUUCGCAUUGUAAACUGAUGGAUUUCCCCACGUGUGUUGUACCCGAUAAAAAACGGGUAAUUCUUUUUUUUUAUAUUGUCAUUUUGUUACCUUUAGUGUUAUGACGUCAUUUAAUGUUUUAACUAUACUUUAUUAUAUAUGUUGUAGAUGAUGUAUACGCAUAUAAUGAUAUAUUUUUACGUUAA
Molecule: messenger RNA, 2706 nt
Organism: Diuraphis noxia (Russian wheat aphid)
Lineage: Eukaryota; Metazoa; Arthropoda; Insecta; Hemiptera; Aphididae
Biological process (GO): anatomical structure morphogenesis; positive regulation of transcription by RNA polymerase II
Cellular component (GO): nucleus
Molecular function (GO): protein dimerization activity; DNA-binding transcription factor activity; E-box binding
Source: RefSeq, a predicted model, not a curated record